Messenger RNA from Daphnia carinata, 627 nucleotides. RefSeq names its product fibroin heavy chain-like. The record is from RefSeq and is a predicted model, not a curated record. The transcript has 3 exons. Bases 1 to 627 code for a protein of 208 amino acids. Lineage: Eukaryota; Metazoa; Arthropoda; Branchiopoda; Diplostraca; Daphniidae.
AUGCUAGCAGUCUCGGCAGGCGCUGGAGCUGGACAAAACUACAGAGCUCAGUCUGGAGCAGCCCAACAACAACAGGGUUACGGUGCUCAAACCUCUGCUAGCGCCGGAGCUGGACACGGUUAUGACGCUCAGAAUGGAGCUGCCCAACAGCAACAAGGCUAUAGUGCCCAAGCCGCAGCUGGACAAAAUUACGGUUCACAAAACGAAGGUGCCCAGAAGCAGCAAGGUACAUUAUUUUUGCUGCUUUGGUUGCCGUGGCUAGAGGGACAGGGUUAUGGUGGCCAUGCUGGGCAGCAACAGCAGAAACAGGCAUACGGAGCUCAGUCCGGCGCGGCUCAACAGCAACAAGAUUAUGGUGCUCAAGUAUCUGCUAGCGCUGGAGAUGGACAGGGUUAUGGUGCUCAAAAUGGAGCUGCCCAACAGCAACAAGGCUAUGGCUCUCAGGUAUCAGCAGACGCCGGAGCUGGACAAAACUAUGGAGCUCAGUCUGGUACCACCCAACAACAACAGGGUUAUGGUAAUUCAACGGUGUCGACUUUUCAUCGUCGGAUGACAACAACGGAGAACCGCAAUACUUUUAGUAUGGGAACAACAAAAACAUGCACACUUGCCCAUGCGAAAUGUUAG